Messenger RNA from Penicilliopsis zonata CBS 506.65, 570 nucleotides. RefSeq lists its product as hypothetical. Gene Ontology annotation, molecular function: serine-type endopeptidase activity. Gene Ontology annotation, biological process: mitochondrial respiratory chain complex assembly. The annotation marks the transcript as partial. The transcript has 2 exons. NCBI's taxonomy places the organism in Eukaryota, Fungi, Ascomycota, Eurotiomycetes, Eurotiales, Aspergillaceae. The record is from RefSeq and is a predicted model, not a curated record. Gene Ontology annotation, cellular component: mitochondrial inner membrane peptidase complex.
CUGGUCCCGCUGGUACCCAUUGCGAUGUUUGUCACCGAGCAUGGGUACCAGAUAAUGUGGGUGCGCGGGCAGUCGAUGACCCCGUACUUGAACGAAGACUAUGAGGAGAUGCACACGAAGAGCGAUCUAAUCCUGGUCAAUAUGUGGUCGAAUGGGGGGUCACUAUUACCCUGGGAGAAGAAACGGAGGUUAGAGAGGGGGAUGAUAGUGACUUUUCGAUCACCUGCCAACCCUAGACAUAUGGCUCUCAAGCGCGUGGUCGGGUUACCGGGAGACCGAAUCACAACGCGAGAACCUUGUAGGAAGGAGUCGCAGAUCGUACCGUUCAACCAUGUCUGGCUGGAGGGCGAUGUGGAGGACCCGAAGAAAACGAUAGACAGCAAUACGUACGGGCCUGUCAGCGCUAGUCUCAUCACCGGACGGGUGAUGGCUGUCCUCUGGCCGCGGGCGAGACUGUUACGAUGGUCGGAUUGGGAAGGCGAGUCGGAGGAUGGUGUGCUUGCGGCGGAUUAUCGACAUGAGGUCAGGGAGCGGGUGGUCAAGGAGGCUGUCAAAGCGGAGCGUCCCUUU